CGCUGCUAUGACAUAACAGAACUUGAGAGCCUAGAAAGGCUCGAGGCGCGUUUGGGCGCGUGCAUUGCUUAGAAGCAGCCGCCAAUAGCGGAAGCGAAAGGGAUUCUAGUCAGUUCGCCCUGAGGCUUGUCUGACAGGUUAUGGACAGGACGCCGCUGAAAAGUCGCAGCAUAAACAGAAAGAAUAAUGAAGGAUAUUAACUUGAGUCUGACCGACACGAGCAUGAAACCGCACCUUCGAGACACCGACGGACUCCUGGGCUCCCCGGACCUGGGUCUGCUUAAACUGUCCUCACCGGAGCUGGAGAGGCUGAUCAUUCAGUCGAACGGGAUGGUCACCACCACGCCGACUAGCUCCCACUUCUUGUACCCCAAAACCGCCACGGACGAGCAGGAGUUCGCUGAGGGCUUCGUGAAGGCGUUGGAGGACCUCCACAAGCAGAACCAGUCAACAAGCAGCAGCCUGGAUCUGGGCGUCAACAUCGCGACGCAGCUGGACCGACCCGUGUAUACAAACCUGAACAGUUACGACAGUGGGCCUUUGGGAACCACCGUCAACUACUCAACGGACACGGUCCCCUUCCCUCCGCCGCCGCCGCCGCCGCCGUCUCAUCAUUUCGGUACUCCACCGUCGGUAGAGCCGGAGCUUCACCGCGUCCAGCCGUCCAAGGAGGAGCCUCAGACGGUCCCAGACGUGCAGAGCUUCGGGGAGAGUCCACCGCUGUCUCCCAUCGACAUGGACUCACAGGAGCGUAUCAAGGCUGACCGGAAGAGGCUCAGGAACCGCAUCGCGGCUUCCAAGUGUCGGAGACGCAAGCUGGAGCGGAUCUCCAGGUUGGAGGAUAAGGUGAAGACGCUGAAGAACCAGAACACCGACUUGGCCUCUACGGCUAGCGUCCUCAGGGAGCAAGUGGCGCUGCUGAAGGAGAAAGUCCUGACCCACGUCAACAGUGGCUGUCAGCUGCUGCCACAUGAGGUUCCGGUGCACUAGAAAGGACAUGAAGUGUUGUCACAUGCCUUCAUCUAUCACGAGGCAGCUUUAGCACUGGAUUUUGGAUCAAAUUGGCUUUGUUUUUGUAUUAUUUAAGUGGACACACAUAAGACACAGGCUGUGCAGGAAGACGCAUACAUUCACAUUUGACAUGGAAUUACCGUCAUGACCUCAAUAUAAAAUGUAACACGACAAACUACAGUCAUAAAUAUGUAUUUGAUUACUCUGCUGUAUUGAUCGUUUGCAUGUUGUUUACAACGUGGAAUGUAGCCCACAGCUGAGUGUCUUAUGGUGCAAUCGGUCAGUCAAAUUACCAUCAUGCAUUCUUUCAAGUUGUAUUAUUUAUUUAGUCCAGUGUGUUCCCUUUUCAUUGUUGUAGUGACUUGAAGCCCACGGCUGAAAAUGUGUCGUGAAUUAAAUUGAGAUCACAAAUAAAUGCUGUAUGUUCAGUACUUUCAUUUCAUAGACUUUUAAAUGA
Dunckerocampus dactyliophorus (ringed pipefish) is the source of this 1468-nucleotide messenger RNA. RefSeq names its product transcription factor JunD-like. Bases 187 to 990 code for a protein of 267 amino acids. Gene Ontology annotation, biological process: regulation of transcription by RNA polymerase II; regulation of cell cycle; regulation of cell population proliferation. Gene Ontology annotation, cellular component: transcription regulator complex. NCBI's taxonomy places the organism in Eukaryota, Metazoa, Chordata, Actinopteri, Syngnathiformes, Syngnathidae. The transcript has a single exon. The record is from RefSeq and is a predicted model, not a curated record. Gene Ontology annotation, molecular function: transcription factor binding; RNA polymerase II cis-regulatory region sequence-specific DNA binding; DNA-binding transcription factor activity, RNA polymerase II-specific.